This is a messenger RNA of Arabis nemorensis, 3090 nucleotides long. The record is from the annotation of a GenBank genome assembly. Lineage: Eukaryota; Viridiplantae; Streptophyta; Magnoliopsida; Brassicales; Brassicaceae.
AUGAGAGCUCUGUUUCGAUUCAAAUCUUUCGUAUUUGAUCCAACUCGAAGGAACACACUCGUUUCUUUUUCAAAGUCAUCGAAAUCCAAAACCCAUAAGACCCCAUCGAAGAUCCAAGCAGAAUCUGUAGCUAUCACCUCACUCUUUAACGAGAUUACUGAGAUUUUAGGAUCCGAUGUUGUCGAAUCAGACGAAACUACGCGGCUGAGGUUUCCUGUAUCGGGAGAAACCAAUGUGAUGACAGGUGGUGAUGGAGCAUUGGUCUCUUGCACGCAAGGUGUUCGUGAAAAUGCUAAAGUGGGGUUUUCGGGUGAAGAUGGAGAGGCUCAGAAAGUUGUUCUUGAAGAAUUCGACGUCAGUCCUGUGGUUCAUGAGAUUACGAGUGUUGUCAGGGCAGACGACGAUAUUUUGGUUUCAAUGGAGGACAAGUUAGAGAAAUUGAGUUUUCGGUUUGAACCCAAAAUCGUGGAAAAAGUACUGAAGAGGUGCUUCAAGGUUCCUCAUUUGGCUCUGAGGUUCUUUAGUUGGGCGAAAGAUAAGGAUGGCUUUUCGCAUAAAGUCGGUGUUUACAACACUUUGCUAAGCAUAGCUGGGGAAGCGAGGGAUCUCGAUAUGGUAGACGAAUUAGUGAAAGAAAUGGAGAGGAACAACUGUGAUAAGGAUAUUAGGACGUGGACGAUUCUUAUCUCGGUGUACGGGAAAGCAAAAAAGAUUGGGAAAGGGUUGCUUGUUUUUGAGAAGAUGAGGAAGAGUGGUUUUGAACCCGAUGCUGCGGCUUACAAUAUCAUGAUUAGGUCUCUAUGCAUUGCCGGUAGAGGUGAUCUUGCGCUUGAGUUCUAUAAGGAGAUGAUUGAAAUGGGUAUCACUUUUGGAUUGAGAACGUACAAGAUGUUACUGGAUUGCAUAGCGAAAUCAGAGAAAGUUGAUGUAGUCCAGUCCAUUGCAGAUAACAUGGUUAGGAUAUGUGAGAUUUCAGAACACGACGCUUUUGGUUAUUUGCUCAAGAGUUUUUGUAUUUCCGGCAAGAUAAAAGAAGCGCUGGAGCUGAUACGCGAGUUAAAAACCAAGGAGGUGUGCCUUGACACUAAAUAUUUUGAGAUUUUGGUUAAAGGACUUUGCAGAGCCAAUAGAAUGGUAGAUGCUCUAGAGAUUGUCGAUAUAAUGAAGAAGAGGAAACUGGAUGACUCAAAUGUCUAUGGGAUUAUUAUCAGCGGGUAUCUCAGGCAAAACGAUGUUUCUAAAGCACUUGAACAGCUCGAGGUUAUUAAAAAUGCAGGGCAUUCACCUAGAGUUUCAACAUACACUGAGAUUAUGCAACACCUAUUCAAGAUGAAACAGUUCCAUAAGGGUUGCAACUUAUUCAAUGAGAUGAUAGAGAACGGAAUUGAGCCUGACAGUGUCGCUAUCACAGCCGUGGUUGCUGGUCAUUUAGGCCAAAACCAAGUAGCAGAGGCAUGGAAAGUGUUUAGCAGCAUGGAGGAAAAGGGCAUCAAACCGACAUGGAAAUCUUAUUCGAUCUUUGUGAAGGAGCUCUGUAGAUCUGCUAAAUAUGAUGAGAUCCUAAAGCUACUUAAUCAGAUGCACGCCUCCAAGAUAGCUAUCAGGGAUGAUAUGUUUUCUUGGGUUAUCUCUUGUAUGGAGAAAAAUGGUGAAAAGGAGAAGAUUGAACAUGUCAAAGAAAUCCAGAAAAAAUGCAAAUCCUACCCCCAAGAACUAAGCGUAUCUUACAAAACAGAAUUAAGGCAAGAAGAGGAGCUUGUUGAUGACUAUAACCAUCCACAGGUAGUGCAGCUGUCAGCUCCUCCACCAGCUUCAUCUGCUGUUGAUAAAAUGGAUGUGCAAGCAAUUUGUCGCAUGUUAUCAUCCUCACGAGAUUGGGAGAGAACCCGAGAAUCUCUUGAAAAAUCGACAGUCGAGUUCACACCAGAACUAGUAGUUGAGGUUCUUCGUAAUAGCAUGAUACAGGGAAACACUGUUUUACGUUUCUUUUCAUGGGUGGGAAAGAGAAAUGGAUAUAAGCAGAGCGCAGAGGCAUAUAACAUGAGCAUCAAAGUUGCGGGUUGUGGGAAAGAUUUCAAGCAGAUGAGGAAUCUGUUUUACGAGAUGAGAAGACAAGGUUGCUUGAUUACACAAGAUACAUGGGCAAUCAUGAUUAUGCAGUACGGUAGAACCGGUCUUACCAACAUUGCUAUUAAAACGUUCAAGGAAAUGAAAGAUAUGGGUCUGAUCCCGAGCUCUUCGACAUUCAAGUGUUUGAUCACAGUUCUAUGCCAGAAGAAAGGCAGGAAUGUUGAAGAAGCCACCAGAACAUUCCGCGAGAUGAUUCGUGCAGGUUAUGCCCCAGAUAGAGAACUAGUCCAAGAUUACUUAGGAUGCUUAUGUGAAGUUGGUAACACAAAGGAAGCGAAACGGUGUUUGGAUUCUCUUGGCAAGAUAGGUUUCCCAGUCCCUGUGGCCUACUCUAUUUACAUUAGAGCUCUUUGUCGAAUUGGAAAACUAGAGGAAGCUCUGGCAGAAUUAGCCAAUUUCAAAGGAGAUAGAUCUUUAUUAGACCAGUUUACAUAUGGAAGCAUUGUUCAUGGUUUAUUGCUGAAGGGACAGUUACAAGAAGCAUUGGAUAAAGUGAAUUCCAUGAAGGAAAUGGGAAUAAAACCUGGAGUCCAUGUCUACACAUCUCUGAUUGUACAUUUCUUCAAGGAGAAACAGCUCGAGAAGGUUUUAGAGACAUGUCAGAAAAUGGAAGAAGAAAGCUGCGAGCCUUCGGUUGUUACAUAUACAGCAAUGAUAUGCGGGUACAUGAGCCUCGGAAAAGCAGAAGAGGCUUGGAAAGCAUUCCGCAAUAUGAAAGAGAAGGGAGCUUCACCAGAUUUUAAAACAUACAGUAAGUUCAUAAACUGUUUGUGCCAAGCAGGUAAAUCUGAAGAUGCCCUGAAUCUUCUGUCUGAAAUGCUGGAUAAAGGUAUUGCUCCAAGCACCGUCAAUUUCCGAACAGUUUUCUACGGGUUAAAUAGAGAAGGCAAGCAAGAUCUUGCUCGGAGUGUUUUACAGAAGAAGUCGGCUUUAGCAGCACAACGAAAGGUAUCUGCAUGA